Emiliania huxleyi CCMP1516 is the source of this 687-nucleotide messenger RNA. RefSeq lists its product as hypothetical. NCBI's taxonomy places the organism in Eukaryota, Haptophyta, Isochrysidales, Noelaerhabdaceae. The transcript is spliced from 2 exons. The coding region runs from base 1 to 687 and encodes 228 amino acids. The record is from RefSeq and is a predicted model, not a curated record. Gene Ontology annotation, cellular component: nucleus. Gene Ontology annotation, biological process: regulation of DNA-templated transcription. Gene Ontology annotation, molecular function: DNA-binding transcription factor activity, RNA polymerase II-specific; RNA polymerase II cis-regulatory region sequence-specific DNA binding.
AUGGUGGGCAAGUCGGUCAAGGCGCCGUGGACGCGCCAGGAGGACAUCAUGAUCCGCGAUGGCGUGCUCCAGCGCGGCUUCAAGUGGACCGCGAUCGCGAAGUCGCUCCCGCACAAGCGCUCGGCCGACGCGGUGCGCAACCGCUGGCAGAGGCUGCAGUCGCGCCGACGAGGGACGCCGCCGCCCGCGCUGAUGCGCCCCAGGUCGGACGGGGAAGCCGACUCCGAGGGCGGCGCGUCCGCCGAGGGCUCUGGCGACGGCGCCGACGUCGGCGAGGACUUUACCCCCCCCGAGGUGGAGAAGCACGGCGACAUGUGGACCGAGGAGGAGGACUCGAUCAUCGACAACGCGGUGGCGCAGCGCGGGCCGUGCUGGGCCGCCAUCGCCCAGCUGCUGCCCGGCCGCACUUACUCCGGGUGCCGCAACCGCUGGGUGAGGCUGCAGGAGCGGCGCCUGGCCGCGGCAGGCCUGCACGUCAAGGGCGCGGCGCAGGUGACCGAGGUGCUGCGCAGGCUGGGCUUCUCGUGGGGGAGCGACGCGAACGCCACCGACGUGGCGGUGGCCGCUCAGCGUGGCGUCGAUCCUCACGCUUCUGCUGGCGUGGCACACCUGGCGGCGGCGGCGCAGCUAAUGGCGGCGGCGCCAUGGGCGGCGCACUGGCAUCCCGGCGCAGGCGAGGCGGCGUGA